AUGCCGGCUGACCGACACACCCAACAACUCCCUGCUUCCGCAGCUAAGUUUCUCAAUGGUUUUCUCUCCAUCUCUCCAGAUGUCAAGAGCACCUGGUCAGAAGUUAACCGUGAUCGCUACGAAGAUCUAUGCAAGGUCCUUACCGGGAAUACCGAAAAGGAAAUCAAAUGGAGCUUCACGGAGUGGAACUGUAUUGUGAAAGAAAUUAAAGAGUUAAAAAAAAUCCCUAAGGAUUACUCUGGUCUUGUUCCCGAAAACGAAGGUCUGCCACGUAAGGACUGGACGGAGCAGGAAAACAUGGCGUUCUCUGCCAUUGCUCGCCGGAUUCCACAACCUCAGAUUACGCUAGGGGAUAUCAUUGAGUUGGAGAAGAAUGAAGUGAUAGAGAAAUCAAACCAAGGCUUUGUUGGAACCCAUUUCAGCACUUGCAGAUAUGGUAUCUACAUUAUUAGAGGCUCUGGAGACUUCUCGUGCAUUCCUAUUGAUUACGCUUCCUAUUGUUGAUCACGUCCCGAUUAGAAAGGAAUGCCAAGACUGGAGGAGUCGUAUGGCGAAGAUUAUAUUCCUCCAAAGGGAUUUUUCUCUUUCAAAGACUGAUGCAGGUUGA
Molecule: messenger RNA, 607 nt
Organism: Hymenoscyphus albidus
Lineage: Eukaryota; Fungi; Ascomycota; Leotiomycetes; Helotiales; Helotiaceae
Source: the annotation of a GenBank genome assembly